GGUCUACAAGGCCAACAGCACCGUCCAGUCCUUGGAGAGAAUCUGCGCCCAAUAAUUUUCCUUUCCUUUCCUUUCCUUUUCAGCCAGCUGACUGUCCUGCUUUACCAGGUAGCAGUAGAGUAGCGGACAUUCAGGAGACUGGGAGAAUCCGACGAAGUUUGGACAAAAAUGGAGUACAACAAGAGAGCUUUUUACGGGGACUCCUCAUCCGGCUCGUCCUCCGAUCGUCUCCCACCAGCAUCAUCAUCAUCAGCUUCCAAUUCCAGUCAACAACUAUCAAACCCUUUGCCUCCUCUACAUACUCUUCGUCUCCACAGUCCUCCCAAUUCUCUGGUGUUUGAUUUUUUUGAGGAAGAAGGUGAUAAAUCAGACUACUUGCCAAAUGGCAAGGCGAGUAGGAUUCGGAGCUUCCCUCAUGUUAAAGGCAACUAUGCGUUAUAUGUCUACAUCCCAGUUCGUAUCCCUUCUGCUCCAAUGAAGGAGUUGGCCCAGUUUUUGAAGAAGGUCUCAUCUCGUGUACCUGGUCUAAAUGCUAUUGACAUUGACAUCCCACUCAACAUUUUGUGCACUGAUGAUCUGAAGCUUGAACAAGCUUCCUUGGGGAGAGAAUUCCACAUAAGUUUGGGGAGAACUGUUCCAAUUCGACGGCACCAAAUUGACUCGGUGGUGGCAAUGCUUCGUCAGAAGCUUCAGUUUCAGAGCAGGUAUUGGAUUGAUUUUAAUGAGUGGGAGGUUUUUGUGAAUGAUGAUCACACGCGCUCCUUUCUUUCAAUUGAAGUUAAAACAAAAGGAUUGGCAGAGUGGCAGGUAGAUGUAAGUGCCUUCCAACUUCCAAAGACAAUUUUACUUUUUCACACGAUAAGGAAGCAGAUUCAAGCUGUUAAUGAGGUUUACAAGCUUCACAAUCUUCCUGAAUUUUAUAAGGAUCCACGCCCGCAUGUAUCCUUAGCUUGGGCAUUAGGUGACAUCAGUGAUGUACUGAAGAGAGUGGUUGAAGGGAAAGUGAGGAGAUGCACUAUGGUUGGGAAAUAUGCAAAGCCACGUAUAUUUACCUGCAAAUUUAGCGGCAUCGACUGUAAGAUAGGCAAUAAAACCUACAAAAUAUGUAAAUUCCAAGAAGACUAUGAAAGCUAAUUUUAUUUUCAAAUUUCCAGAAUACCAUAUCUACUAAAGGUCACCACUGUUGAUUGACCAACUUUAUUUCUGAAUUUCAUCAUUAUCAUCAAUGAAUUAUUUAGACUUGAUGUUUUGUACCGGAAAUUAUAUUGGGUCUGCUUCUAGGGUAAAAUAUGUAAAGCCACAAAUAAAGUGUGUUUGCAGUUCUCUUUCUUCUUCUUCA
Molecule: messenger RNA, 1339 nt
Organism: Camellia sinensis
Lineage: Eukaryota; Viridiplantae; Streptophyta; Magnoliopsida; Ericales; Theaceae
Source: RefSeq, a predicted model, not a curated record